UCUCAAGGAGGAAGCAGUUAUCAAGGUGGGUGGGUGGUGCAGGCGAGCGUGGAAGAGGCCCACCUGGCUAGCGGGCAGGCCAUUCCUCCCUGGGAGGUGACGUUUGACCUAUGAGGCAAGCCCUAAAGGACAGGUAGGGAUCCCCGCGAAUGCGGGGCUGGCGAGGCAGGCGUGAGCAGCCCAGCGCAGGAGGGCAGCGGGAAGCGCGGUCUGCAGGAGCCAGACCUCCCAGCCGGUGUGGCCGGAGGUGGCAGGGGCGCCGCCUGAGCGGGGCUGGGGCGCGGGCAGGAUUUGGGGCUGCGCCAAGAGGCGUCCUGACCUGGCCCUUUCUCAAGGUCGGUUCCGGCUCCCACGCCUCCGCUGCCACCUGCGCUGCCCUUGGCGACGACGACCUCACUCCGCUGGGUGCGUUUCCGCGGUCCCGGAGACGGGCGGGUGCGGGGCCACGAGUGCUCCGCGGCCGGGAUCGGGCUUGCAGGACCUAGGAUUCCGCGUUUCCAGUGAGCCUCCAAAGGAUGCCGCCGCGGCUGCUCUGAAGACCACACUUGGAGCAGCGAGGGACUCCAGGAUGAGGAUCAGUUCAUUGAAGACUUGAACAAGUGGGCCCUGUUUCUUGUGUCUCCUUUUAUACUUGAAGCAGAACACAUAGCAUUUGUGACAGAGAGCAUUUGGGUACAAAGUGAGAAUUUACAGAGAUCAUCCUCCUCUUCAGAAACAAUUGUCAAGUGGUCCGACUGUUGUUUGCCAUUAGCUUGCAGACCUGGGGAUCCUUAUCGGUUAAUUGCGGAAGCAAGUGUGGACAACUUCAGCAAGCUGGGGGUGGCGUUCAUGGAAGAUAGACUCCAGAUGGAUAAUGGUCUGGUACCCCAAAAGAUUGUGUCGGUGCACUUGCAGGAUUCCACCCUGAAGGAAGUGAAGGAUCAGGCCUCAAACAAGCAAGCCCAGAUCCUAGAACCGAAGCCUGAAUCUUCUCUUGAGAUUAAGCCUGAGCAGGAUGGUAUGGAGCAUGUUGGCAGAGAUGACCCAAAGGCUCUUGGUGAAGAGCCAAAACAGAGGAGAGGCAGUGCCUCUGGGAGUGAGCCUGCUGGGGACAGUGACAGGGGAGGGGGCCCUGUCGAGCAUUAUCACCUCCAUCUGUCCAGUUGCCACGAGUGUCUGGAACUUGAGAACAGCACCAUUGAGUCAGUCAAGUUUGCAUCUGCAGAGAACAUUCCAGACCUUCCCUAUGAUUAUAGCAGCAGUUUGGAGAGUGUUGCUGAUGAAACUGGCCCUGAAAGAGAGGGAAGGAGAGUCAACGUCACGGGAAAGGCACCCAACAUCCUCCUCUAUGUGGGCUCCGACUCCCAGGAAGCCCUCGGCCGCUUCCAGGAGGUCCAGUCCGUGCUGGCCGACUGUGUGGACAUUGACAGUUACAUUCUCUACCACCUGCUGGAGGAAAGUGCCCUCAAAGACCCGUGGACGGACAACUGUCUGCUAUUGGUCAUCGCUACCAGGGAGUCCAUCCCCAAAGUCCUAUACCAGAAGGUCAUGGCCUAUCUGUCUCAGGGAGGGAAGGUGCUGGGCUUGUCUUCGUCCUUCACCUUUGGUGGCUUGCAGGUGACAAGCAAGGGUGUGCUGCGGAAGACAGUUCAGAACUUGGUUUUCUCCAAGGCCGACCAGAGCGAGGUGAAGCUCAGCGUUUUGAGCAGUGGCUGCAGGUACCAGGAAGGCCCCGGAGAGCGGCUCAGCCCCGGCGGGCUCCAGGGCCACCUGGAGAACGAGGACAAGGACAGGAUGAUUGUGCAUGUGCCUUUUGGAACUCAUGGGGGAGAAGCUGUUCUUUGCCAGGUGCACUUGGAACUACCUCCCAGCUCUGACAUCGUGCAAACUCCAGAAGAUUUUAACUUGCUCAAGUCAAGCAAUUUUAGAAGGUACGAAGUCCUUAGAGAGAUCCUGACGACCCUCGGCCUCAGCUGUGACAUGAAACAGGUUCCUGCCUUAACGCCUCUUUACUUGCUGUCAGCUGUGGAGGAAAUCCGGGAUCCUCUUAUGCAGUGGCUUAGGAAACACGUGGACUCUGAGGGAGAAAUAAAAUCCAGCCAGCUCUCUCUCAAAUUUGUUUCAUCCUACAUGUCUGAAGUAGAAAUUACCCCAUCUCAUAUACCCGUGGUGACCGACAUGGAGGCCUUCGCAUCAGAAAAUUUCAACUUGGAGAUCUAUCGCCAAAAUCUGCAGACCAAGCAGUUGGGGAAAGUAAUUUUGUUUGCCGAAGUGACCGCCACGACGAUGCGUCUCCUGGAUGGGUUGAUGUUUCAGAUGCCGCAGGAAAUGGGUUUAAUAGCAAUCGCAGCCCGGCAGACCCAGGGCAAAGGUAGCGUGUUUCCCACUGCGGCGUGUGUUCCAGGACGGGGAAGGAAUGCGUGGCUGAGCCCCACGGGAUGCGCCCUUUCUACUCUGCUCAUCUCCAUCCCACUGAGAUCCCAGCUGGGACAGAGGAUUCCGUUUGUCCAGCAUCUGAUGUCUGUGGCUGUCGUGGAAGCAGUGAGGUCCAUUCCCGAGUAUCAGGAUAUCAACUUACGAGUGAAGUGGCCCAACGAUAUUUAUUACAGUGACCUCAUGAAGAUCGGCGGAGUUCUGGUUAAUUCAACGCUCAUGGGAGAAACAUUUUAUAUACUUAUUGGCUGUGGAUUUAAUGUGACGAACAGUAACCCUACCAUCUGCAUCAACGACCUCAUCGCAGAAUACAACAAACAGCACAAGGCAGCACUGAAGCCCUUACGAGCCGAUUAUCUCAUCGCCAGAGUCUUGACGGUGCUGGAGAAACUGAUCGACGCGUUUCAGGACCAAGGGCCCAACGGCGUCCUUCCCCUUUAUUACAGAUACUGGGUCCACAGUGGUCAGCAAGUCCGUCUGGGCGGCCCGGAGGGACCAAAGGCGUCCAUCGUCGGCCUGGACGAUUCUGGCUUCCUCCAGGUUCACCGGGAGGGCAGCGAGGUUGUGACUGUGCACCCGGACGGCAACUCCUUCGACAUGCUGAGAAACCUCAUCCUCCCCAGACGGCAGUAGGCUGAUGUUCCUGAGACGGGCCUGGGCCUGCCCUCCUGACUCACCCGGCCUGGCGCUUGGGCAGCAGGCGAGGAUGCCACUGGGCUGCCUGGGGUCCGAGCCCAGUGCGGAUCCACCGCAGCGAGCAUUCGCUUUCACCGCGGCCGCCUGGCCACGCCCACACAUCUGGAAAUUGUUUGUUUUGUUGUCGUUUCCUUUGGUGUUUGAGGAGAAUCUGGGAUAGACGGUUGGCAAGUAGAAGAUUUAGAUUAGGAAACGCCCUGGCACAGGUGAGAGGUCGCCCUCCCUUCUGGGACUUCGACUUAUGUUUAUUUCCCGGGGGAGUUUUUACGUGGAAAUGGCAAUGGAAGGCCGGGUGCCGUGCUCACGCCUGUAAUCCCAGCACUUUGGGAGGCCAAGGUGGGCGGA
This is a messenger RNA of Saimiri boliviensis boliviensis (Bolivian squirrel monkey), 3453 nucleotides long. NCBI's taxonomy places the organism in Eukaryota, Metazoa, Chordata, Mammalia, Primates, Cebidae. The record is from RefSeq and is a predicted model, not a curated record.